Molecule: messenger RNA, 9060 nt
Organism: Mustela erminea (ermine)
Lineage: Eukaryota; Metazoa; Chordata; Mammalia; Carnivora; Mustelidae
Gene: GPR146
Product: G protein-coupled receptor 146
Exons: 2
Coding region: 3276-4277 (333 amino acids)
Biological process (GO): G protein-coupled receptor signaling pathway
Cellular component (GO): membrane
Molecular function (GO): G protein-coupled receptor activity
Source: RefSeq, a predicted model, not a curated record
ACACACACAGCCCUCAGAGAGGGUGAGUACAUGAGUCACCUUUGUGGAAAAAGCCAGAAGAUUACAGUGGUCUCUGUCUUGGACAACCCCAAGCAGGUGUGAGGUCCCUGGCCUGAAGAGCUGCCUCCCUUUUCUUGACCAGCCAAGAUGCCCGGUGCCCAUGAGGGACAGGCCAGCCUGACCGUGCACGGCCCUCCUGCGGUCCCUCCCACUGGCAUGGAGUUGGGCCGCCACUCUGUCACCACAGAGGCCCACAUUCAGCCGCAGAGAGGAUGGAGGCCCAGCAGGCCUGCUGCUGCCGUUGCCACGGACGUGGGCAGCAAGACACCUACACAUGUCCGGGGCACUCUUGCUCUGUGCAGCUUGGCUGACGGGCAGUCCUGGCUCGCCGGAAAACACACCGUACGCGCGCAGAAGCCGCCGCGGGCCUGGCUCAGCGGGGGUCUCAAGGGUGAGUGGGUCACUUGUCCCCACGAAGAUCUGGGACUGAGAGGAGAGUGCUCUGGGAGGACGGUCACGGUUGUGAGGGGCCCCUCCAGGAGGCUGCGACCCCAACCAGGAAGGGAGAGUUUCUGUGACAGAAGCAGCACCCAGAUGAGGUGAGACCUGGGGCUGGCAGGAGUGGAAAUCCAGGGGGACCCGGAGUACAGUCCUGUGGAGAGGCGGGAGGACAGGUGCUGGGACCAUUCUUGGCGCCUUGUCUGCUGCAAGGCUGUGGUUGCAGGCGCGGGACCUGCGCAGCUCUUGGGGGCAGGGGAGAGGCGGUAGUAAGUCUGGCACCGAGAGGCUGGAGGCAGGCCCAGUGGAGGAGGGCAGAGGAACAGCACCAGGGAGCUGGUUAGGUGGGAGGAAGUGGGGGCAGGACGGGCAGAGCAAGCCAGGGAGCUCUGCCAACAGACCCUUCUAGAAAAGAUUCUAGGGUGCGUGGAAGAGGAAGCAGGCCCAGGAGCCAGGGAAGCAGCAGGGAGCUCUGGAAAGGUGGGGCCCAGGAGGGUCCUGGGAGGAGGUGUGGAGACAGGCCCAGCCUGUUUGUAAGGCUAGCCCACUGGGGUCCUCACUGAUCCUGACCCCCUCUGCUAAGGGCACACAGCAGGUGACAGGGCCCGGGAAGCUAGAUUAUCCAUCCUGCUGUCCUGGAAGAAUGUGGCAGAUUUCCAAAUGAGAAGGGGUGGAGUGGGGAGUGCUGGGCACUGAAGUGCACUGAACCCCGAGUGGCCUUGCAGAGAGGACCUUCCUGGAACUCCCCCCGCCCCCCCAACUCCGGCUGCACUCCAAGUUCCUCUUUCUCAGGAGCUGGAAAGGUGGUCUGAGGCCUGGGCUGGAGGGCGGGAGCCAGACCAUUGUUCCCAGGUCUGCCUCCUCCCUGAAGGGAAGUCUCUGUUCCCAGGUUCCUGGACUUGCAAAACCAGAGUGUGCAAAAGGGAAGUGGAGUCACCACAGGGAACAGGAACCAAAGAAAGGCAGGCUGAGCCAGCCCCCACUGGAGGCCCUGUGUAGCCAGGAGGGCAGGCCUGGGGGAUCAGGGGCAUCCGCCUGGCUCCAGGUGCAGAAUGGUAGACAGCCGUUCUGGCCCGGACAACACCCCCCCCCCCCCCACCGGCCACCCUGGUGCUCAUCCUUUGGAAGGUCAGCUGUGACGUGAGCCAGGAGCUGCGAGGCCUGCACAGGCUUCACCAAACGCCUGUGACUAGGGUUUAGGCAGGACCGCCGCUAGCUCACGCACCAGACCCACGGACACGGGGCGGUUCUGGGAGUACAGUCGCUAUCCCUCCUGAGUACCUCCACCUGCUUCCCGCCCACCUGCGCCACAUGCCUGCAGCCCCUGUGCAGCGGGACCACCCGUGAUCACAGGGACCCACAUUCGGUUUGCACAGGGCAUGGGUGAGCCCAUCCUGAGGCGGGCAUGUGGCUGUCCAGUGGCCUCAGCGAUGGUGGUGUCACCCCAACACCUGGCCCCCCGCCUCCCUGCCAGCUGUUCCCUUCCCUGCCCUGCCUCUCAGCGCCAUCCUCCCAGACGGGAAUGAACACUCCUGCUUUGGCAAAUACCACAUGCCCAUGUUUAGAAAACAAAGUGGCUUCCCUAGAAGAAUGCUGGGACAAGAGAGCAAAGCUUGUCAUCAUCAGGCUGACAGAAAGCCAACAGCUGGCAUCCUCCGCCUGCAUACACAGGAGAACCAUGCACGGACGCGAACUCUGGCUUCUGAAAUCAAGUCAGUACGUUCUGUGUUUCCUGGCUAUCAGCAAGCAGAAACUCAGGCCUAUUUCAACUGAAGACCAAGCACUGAUGGCCACUGCCUGCUCUCCACACGACCUGUGAGCCAGGCCACACAGGCACGAGAACUGGGAAGGAAAUUCUAAACAGACUGUGCUCCACGUGACCGUUUCCCAAGAAUGGAGCCACUCUUGGCCCAGGAUGGCCGCUCGCCAGCGGCCCUUCCCUGCGGCCCCACGGGGCAGCCGUGGGCAGGCAGGACAGCAGCUCCCUGAGCCCCUGGCUGGGAGGGGACACGGUCAGUGGCUACCGGCCAGCAGCUCCUCUGUAGCCGUGCUCAGGCCAGCUGUGGGUGCCACAGCGACACAGGGAAGACAUCCGCCCUUCUUCCUGCCAGUCCCGAACCUGUCUUCAGCCAUUGCUGCCCCUUCAAAGAGCCCUGGGGCCCGUGCUGCAGGGCCGGCGGCCACAGCCCCUUUCCAUGGAGACUCGGUGUGGCCUCUGGUUCUGUGCUAAGUUGCCUCUCAGUUUCCUUGCUCAAGGGAAGAGGAACUUGUCACUGCACACGCCCUAUAUCCCAAGUGUCAGGAAUGGCUAUGUGAGCUCUGGGCAAGACUUGCCGCACCUGCCCCAUCACUCGGCACGGGCUGGGGUGCAGGGGGAAGGAACCUGGCACUCCUGGAACUGGUGCAACGGGGCAGGAGCCCGACCCGACGGUGCUGGCCCUUCCAGGCACAGCCCUCGUUCUGCGGAGCUGGCUGUAAACAGAGAUAGGGAGGGGCCGCUGGGCCUGCCAAGGGAGGCCAACACUGAGCGAUUUACUGAAGGAAAACAAGUGGCUUCCACGCUGGGCACGGAGUGCGCACACGCACCGUGCAGGAAGCCAGCGCCGCGAGGCUGCCGCUGAUAAGCACCCAGGGCGGGCGGGGGUGGUGGUGGUGUGUGUGUGCUGAGAAACACAGGAUUCUCCCUGUCGUCCAUGCUGCCGUGUUGCUCACGGGGUCUGCGGUCCAGGCGCACAGACACGGGCACUUAGAAUAGAGCCCAGCCCGCUGCCACCGCCAUGUGGAGUUGCAGCCCACUCAAUGGCACGGGUGGCACUGAGGACCACAGCCUCUGCCAGCACUUCCACCUGGUCCUGUCCCUCUUCUCUCUGCUCUACCUGGUCGUCGGCGUCCCCAUCGGCCUGGGCUACAAUGCCCUGCUCGUCCUGGUCAACCUGUAUGACCAGAGCAGCAUGACCAUGCCCGAUGUCUACUUCGUGAACAUGGCCGUGGCAGGCCUGGUGCUGAGCGCCCUGGCGCCCGUGCACCUGCUGGGCCCCACAGCCUCUGGCUGGGCCCUGUGGGGCUUCAGCAGUGAGGCCCACAUCACACUGCUGGUGCUGUUCAACGUCUCCUCCCUGGUGACCAUGUACUCCACAGCCCUGCUCAGCCUCGACUACUAUAUCGAGCGGGCCCUGCCCCGCACCUACAUGUCCAGCGUCUACAACACCAGGCACGUGUGCGGCUUUGUCUGGGGCGGGGCCCUGCUCACCAGCUUCUCCUCCCUGCUCUUCUACAUCUGCAGCCACGUGGCGGCCAGGAUCGUCGAGUGCUCCAAGAUGCAGGACACAGAGGCUGCUGAUGCCAUCAUGGUGUUCAUUGGGUUUCUGGUCCCCACCCUGGCUGUCCUCUAUGCGCUGGCGCUCAUUGCAAGGCUCCGCAAGGAAGACACGCCCCUUGACCAGGACACAGGGAGGCUGGAGCCCUCGGUGCACAGGCUUCUGGUGGCCACCGUGUGCACGCAGUUUGGGCUCUGGACACCUCACUACCUUACCCUCCUGGGGCACACGUUGCUAGCCUUGCGGGGGAAGCCCGUGGAUGGGCACCACUUGGGGAUUCUGCUCUUUGCUAAGGACCUGUCGAGAUUCCUGGCCUUCUCCAGCAGCUCUGUGAUGCCGCUCCUCUACCGUUACAUCAACAGGAGCUUCCCUGGCAAACUCCGGCGGCUCAUCAAGAAAAUGCACUGUGGGCAUCAGAGUUGCUCCCCAGACCAGGUGGGGGUACAGCAGGUGAUGGCAUAGACAGCCAGUCCCGGGGCCACCACCAGCACUCACUGCGGAGUCACCUGGCCGCUGGCUGAGGGUGCAUGCGCCUUGAGGCACGACCCACGCCCCCCUCCGGGGAGACAGGUGACUGACACUUGAGCUGGGUGCUCGGCACCGUGUCGCUGUCUUCCCCAGGAGGUCAAUGCGGCAAGAACAAAGGACAGCACUGGAUGUGUCCUCGCCAAGUCUGCUGUUGUUCCACAAAGGCCUCUCUUACACCAAGGCCACGUUGUUCAAAGCAGCAGGGGCCUGGUGUGAAGGGAAGCUGCAUCAGCCCACCUGCUUCUGCCCAAGGCCCACGCACUGCUCCAUCCCCGGGGCCACAUCCUCAGCUUCCUCCACACCGGGUCCCAGAACGACAAGAUGACAGUCAAACGCCAGUAUUUAUACUCUGUCUUGCUAUAACCCUUGAUUCCCUCUUUUACUUUACUUUUGUUCAUAGAAAGAAAGAUUUGACAGAAAAGUCGCAACAGUAUGAAAAUGAAGGAGGCAACACAAAAGAGCACCCUCUUCCGACGGGUGGGGGUGGGUGUGACGGCUGCAGGGUCGCGUGGGGGUGGCGGGGAGCAGAGGCGCACAGUGUCACACACAGAGGUGGUGUCAAGAUGUUUCCGAUGGAUGAAGCCAGCGUGGUAGCUGGUCUAAAUCGAGAGUAAAGUAGCUCACGGUUCUCUCCUUGCCUGCUGAAUGCACCCACUACCCCUGCUGCCCUCAUGGGUGAUCUCAGCUGACCUUUAGAGCUCGACUCCCCACUGUGGGCACCAGACGGAACAAUAAAAAUACACAGAAGAGAGGAAAAGGCCGUUAAUGCUAAAGCUGGAAGGAACUGCCCAGGGGAGAGACAGGCCUGGACAACUGAGCCUCGUGGGGUGCAGGGGCGGAGUAUGGGGCCACUACCACCACCUUGCCCGUCAGGUCCUCCGUGGCCUCUGCCACGGGGAGCCCAAAACCUGCCUAGAUUCUUCUACACCGUGGCCCGUAACCAUUAGCUUUACAACUGUGCAAACAGAAGGCCCUGCCCCUCACACCAUCACAAUACACCCCAGGCCUGCAGCCCCUAACUCCCAACUCUGAAACCCACCAAACUCUAAAAACGGGAAGAUCUGUUUUUCAGGUUUGCAGGAAGUUCAUUUGGUAGCAAACCCUGACCUCCAGUGGUAGGAGGGCACUUUUCUGCAGAAAGAGGAGUGUGAUUACGGGGGCCCUGCCCCAGCAUGCAAUACACGCGGCGUGUUAACUAACUGUGUGUGUGCGUGUGCAGAAAACCGGUCCACAGAAGUGGUUUGCUAAAAGGAAAAUCAUAAACAUGCACAUUCCUUAAAAUGUGGUUUAUGUUUCAACCGAAAUUUUCCUGCCAUUUACGGCUACAGAGGAACAGGGCUGGGAAUUGGUAAUAUGGUAACUCCACCCUGCUUUUAGGGCUGUGCAUCCAGAAAAAAAACACCUGCUUUGUUUUUGGUCAUUGCUCGGUAAUGCACCCUAUUUAUUUAUUUAUUUUUUAUUUUUAUCUCUUCACUCCCCUUCACCCAUUCUCCAACCACCCACACCCCUGCCAACCACCAGUCUGUUGCUUCUCUGACCUUGGUUUUUUUUUUUUUUUAAGAUCCCCCAUAUAAGUGAGAGCCUAUGGUGUUUGUCUUUCUCCGUCUGACUUAUUUCACUCAGCACAGUGGCCUCCAGGUCCGUCUGUAUUGUUGCAAGUGGCCAGACUUCAUUCCUUUUUAUGGCUGUUGUUCCCUAGUGUGUGUUACGCGUGUGUUUAUGCCCCCCGCCCCACGUCUUCUGUGUCCACUUGUCCAUUGAGGGACACUUAACCACUUCUGUGUCUCGGCCAUGGGGAGUAAUGCUGCACUGAACAUGGGGGCGCAGACAUCUUUCCGGUUAGUGGUUUUGUAUCCUUCAGGUAAAUACCCACAAGUGUGAGGACUAGAUCGUAGGGGAGUUCUCUUUCCUUAACUUCUGGGGAACCUCUGUGUUGACUGAGUGGCUGUACCAGUUUGCAUUCUCACCGAUGGUGCACAAGGGUUCCCUUUUCUGCACAUCCUCAUCAGCUCUUCUCUCAUCUUCUUGAUGACGGCCACCCUAACAGGUGUAUGUGGGGGGUCCCCCUCUGUGGUUCUGAUGUGCACCUGCCCGGUGGUGAGGGGCGCAGAGAGCCUUUCAUGUAUGUGUUGGCUGUCCGUGUUCUUUGGAGAAAUGUCUCUUCUGACCUUCUCCGCAUUUUGUAAUCAGAUUUUAUUUUGCUACUGAGUUGUAGGGGUUCUUUAUGUAUUUUGGAUAUUAGUUCCCUAGUGGAGAUAUUAACAUACUAACUUGUGAUAACCUGAAAACUUCUGAGUUCUGACACAUCUGGUCUGAGGAUAACAGAGUGUGGCUCGAUUUUUUGCCACAUUCCAUGCGGGGAAGUUGCUCCAUUUGGUCCUGGUCUCUUGGGAAAUUUAGCCCGUGACUUGGUUGCCAUUGUUUUUUCCAUCUGCAUAAUGUAUCCCCUCUAGGAUGCUGGGAUGGGACUGAGUGAAGAGUCUGCCUGUGCAGGAUCCGGAAAGUACACUGGAUGGCAGGGCCCUGGCCCUGCUCGGCCCUGCCAGCCGUGAAAGUCCGGACCACUUCUGUGGGGCCCUGGCAGUAGAUCUGGGGCAGAAGAAGACAGGUCUCGGGGUUGCUUCUGUCAGGAAUGUGCUAGUUCUACCCAAGGGUGCACCCCCCCCCCCAACUGCUGCUGCAGGUCUUCAGAUGCACUGGAGUUUCUUUUCAAAUCCUGAAAGCCUCAGGCCUGACCCCCUCCACCCUACUCCAGCUGUGAGCUGAACUAUGGGUAGUCCCGAGGCCAUGGCUCCCCUGGGAAAGUCUGGUGUUCCUAAGUGACCAGUGUGACGGCAUGGGUCCCAACACUGCAGCCGUAGAACCUCUCACCUCCAACAUGCCUGCUACUGCUGGACCUCUAGUUCUGUCCCAGCUGGCAGUCAGACCCCAGACCGGGGUCCACCACACACAGCCAGGCUCUUUGAUUAGGAAGCCAGCACCGUUAUUAGUGGAAACGGGAUCCAGCGGGUGGGCUGGUUUGUAGUGGCAGUGCUAUUUCAAAUAAAAAGACCCUUUUCCUUGCUUACCUGUUCUGCUCUUUGCUUGAGGAGAAAGAGCUCCUAGGAGAGAGGGAAAUACCAACAGCAUAGAGCAGAGUGGCAGAGUCCCUCACCCCAGCUGAGGUCCCUCAAACAGGAGAGGGAUCUAAAAUUAUUGAUUUGUUUUCCAUUUCUCAGUGUCUCUGGUUGCAAACUGGCUUGUUUCUGGUGACCUCCAGACCCCCCUUCUGGGGGCCUGAGAGGGUCUUGCCAGGGAUCCCUCCCCCCAUCCCAACACCCACGUGUGCUGGUGAUAGAGGGCCCCCGAGGCACGUGGCAGCCUGGCAGCUUUUCCUGGUGGAGCACAGGCCCAAGGCAGGCUGGGGCUCCCGUGCAGACCCUUACCUCUAAUGGAGACCCCCACCACUAGUUCUGCAGCAUACCCAGGUCUCACAGAUGUGAGACACGCUCUUCUCCCUGCUGGGGACACCUCUGCCACCAACCCCACAUGCUGCAGAACCUACUGUCCAUUUCACAUUUCUUCAUCCACAUUCUUGUGCUAAAUUCAUCUUGGAUCAAUCUGCUGUGAUCUGACACUUCUCUUCCAGGUAUGGGAGCUUCCAGCGCUUCUGCGAACUUGCCAAAAAAAUGGAAAGACUUUUGGGCUGAGAUAAGAAUGAGGAACUAUUUGGAAAAAGCUAAAGUAGACUGUGAACUCAAUGCUAAAUAAAGAUUACAUAUAUAUUUUAAUUGACCAAUCUGUAUUUCUCCCAGUGAAACGUUAUGUUCCAAGCUCAUUAAUUUUAUUAAUCCACAAACACACAUCUAUCUUGCCAUGCUUAAAGUUCCAAAAGAUGAGCUUAAUCUUAGGUUUAUUUCGUGAAGGUUAUAGAAUUUAUCAUAGGAAACCAGAUGUGCUGCUAUUUGGGACAGACAUGUUGAUAAGUCAACAUUCUUUUAUAGAAAGCACCUGAUAAAGGAUAAACCUGGAAUAAAUGCUUAAGAUGCUAAAUUACAAGUCCUGUUCUUAAUUUAAAAUCAGUUGGAGAAUUUGGGGGCUUUUUCAUUUCUCAUCUGUUAAAUCUUAUGAUGUACCCAUUGGCCUAAAAUUCUACAUAAAUGAGGAAGAAAAACCUGUUAAAGAAAAAACCCACACAUUUGAAGAUUUAAAUUAUUUGAUACGUAUUACCCAAUUUUGGAAUUCUUCAAAUGUAUUUCCAGGGGCAUAGGACAUAGAUCAGAACGUAUUAACCUAAAAUCGGCAUUUCCCCUAGUGACACAGAUCCUGCCAUCUCUAGUUGUUUCUCUAUAGCUCCUCGGUUACAAUGACGGUAAUAUGACCGUUUGUGGCCAGCCUCAGAUGGUAGCAGAGUGUGCUGCGAACACCACCGCACAGGUUGCCCAUGAAGGCCAGCAGAGACAGCCUUAUGACUUUUGCAAAUGUUACUCUUCCCUGAGAAUAAAAAUUUAAAGAUUCCUGACCACAUCCUGAGGGCUGAGGACAGAAUGAGUGUCCUGGUGGCCCCAGCAGUUCUGGGGUGUGUGUGUGUGUGUGUGUGUGUGUGUCCCCCUCGGCAAGUGGUCAACAUGCUGUGCACACAGUGAGCUCUCAUAAAGCUGAAAAGUGACUGAGUUAUCCAGGAAUGAAAGAAUUUGAAGAUACCUAUAAUAUCUUAAUAAAUAAGAUACAGUUUAAA